Molecule: messenger RNA, 309 nt
Organism: Acanthoscelides obtectus
Lineage: Eukaryota; Metazoa; Arthropoda; Insecta; Coleoptera; Chrysomelidae
Source: the annotation of a GenBank genome assembly
AUGCUGUUUUUAAAAGAUCAAUUCACAGGUAGAAAAUUACAGAGCAGUAUUUUGGAGCCGGAAGUAAACGCUCAAUCUGGAAACGAUGAUGAAGAACCUGAUGAUUUACCGGAAGAUGAUUUUGUUGUCGAAACUACUGAAAAUGCCGCCGUCGAUCAAAAUGCAGCACGGAAUGUAGAAUUUAAAAAAAACAUUGAGUCUCCCCAGUUUGUCUCCCCUCAAAGCAAACGUAUAAAAAGUGUAAAACCUAAUACCAAAUCUAAUGCAAUUCAACAACUUGUGAUGAUCGAGCAGGAUAAGUUAAAAUAG